Messenger RNA from Sparassis crispa, 1005 nucleotides. RefSeq lists its product as hypothetical. Bases 1 to 1005 code for a protein of 334 amino acids. The record is from RefSeq and is a predicted model, not a curated record. The transcript is spliced from 13 exons. NCBI's taxonomy places the organism in Eukaryota, Fungi, Basidiomycota, Agaricomycetes, Polyporales, Sparassidaceae.
AUGUCGCUUACUGAACUAACCGGAGCUCUACAUGACAUUCGUAUAAUUCGGUACAGCGAGCUGGCGUCCAGCAUGAUCAUUGUGUACGACCACCUCAUCACGUUUAAUGAUGAACUUGAACUCAUCUGGAAUUCGUCGCUGUCCCUGGGGAAGUGUCUUUUCCUCGUUAACCGGUAUUACGCACUUGUAUCGGUGUUUUUCAACAAUUACGCUCUGUUCAGCCCAUCUAUCACCGAUUCAGUAAGUCUACACUGGUACAAAUGGCAAGGCUGGACGGGGGUCGUGACAUUCGUCCUUGCUGAGAUGAUCCUGCAGCUGCGUCUGUAUGCGCUGUAUUUCUUCAGCAAGAAGGUGCUGAUCAUCAUGGCGUCUACCUGCAUCAUCGCAACUGCGUUUUCCGCGGUAGUGAUGGGAUGGGUGUUGUCCGGCAUCUCGGCGUCUUCCGACGCCAUCCCGGGCAUCAAGUUCUGCGUGGCGACUGGGGUGUCGCACCACUUCUGGACGUUUUGGGUACCGAUGCUCGUGUCCGAGAGCGUGCUGUGCGUCCUGGCGCUUUACCGGGGGUUCGAGAACUACUAUGGGGGAACACUCUUCCGCACGGGGAAACGCUUGGUGGAGGUCCUCAUCCGUGACUCCGUCUUUUACUUCGUGGUCAUGUUCGCAACAUACCUAGUCAACGCCAUCGUCUUCAUCGUCGGAACGUCCAACGAGGUCGAGGUACCUAUUGGGUUUGCGGUUGCGCUCUCGUGUGUGCUGGGGAACCGCCUGUGCCUCAAUGUGCGCGGCAUGAUCCGGCACGACUACGACGACUCGCUCACAACCAUGACGGCCCCCUCGGCCCACCGUCUCGACUUCGCUCACUCACCCCCGCGCCCGCAUGCACGGCCGUCCCCUCACCCGCACAUACAUGCGCACCACCGCGAGGCGAACAUCGACUUCUGGGACAGGACGGAGCUCUCUCAUAUUGAGAUGACGGAUCUGCGCGAGAUGCGGGCGGAGCCGUGA